GCUUGUUCUUGGUGGAACAAUUAAAACAACUAUAUUCGUCUGUCAAAUGAAAAUGUCAUAACAAAAGCACGUUGUUAUUUGAUUACAGUAGAGAUUUUCAGAUUUCAAAAUAGUAACUUCGAUGUAAUUCAAUAUGGGGAAAAAUAAAUAUAAUGCAAAAGCGCGGCAGGUGGUGAAGACUAAUAUCGACGAUUCACAGACUAGCGAGAUUAAAUUAGAAUUUGGAGUCAGUGAAUAUGGCGCUUCUGAUAAAAGCAACCUACUGGCUCUGCCAUCUAAAAAGAGACAGACUAAAAUUGUAUCUGAGAAAAAGGAAAAAACAAGAUUUUUGUCUAAAGCUCAAAGGAAGAGGUUGGAGAAAAUUGUAGAUAAGAAGAAAAAGAAAGAAAAUAGAGCAGCACUUCUUGAGUCUUUGUCUCAAGUACAAGCAAGUCCAGAUGAAGUGAAACACUUGACAGGUAUUUCUGCAGUGCAAACAAUGGGUUUACGUAAACUGAACGAGUUUAAUUUAGAACUGCCAAAGCAAGACAUUAUUGAACCAUCUGAGAGUAAGAAGUUUAGUAGUAUUGCAGGCGCUAAAAAACGUUUGCGGCUGCUUAAAUUAGAAAAAGCAGAAAAAAUUAAAAAGAGUAAGCAUGAUCCAAAUGUUGUUGGAUUAGAAGAAUCGUCUGAAGAUGAGUCUUCAGAAGAUGAAGAAGAAGGAAUAGCUGAAAACGGACAUACAGAUAGUGACCAAGAUGGGAAAGAUAAUAAGGAGGAAGUUGCAUUAGAUAAUGCUGUCGUUAUUGAGGAUGAUAAGUCACAAGAUGAGAAUGUAUCAAAAGAUAAGGAAAUCAAGAUAGAGGUUAAAAACGAAUCAGAAGAAAAUAAAAAAGAGAAGAAGAAAGAAAAAGAGGUGAAAAAUAAAAAGCCACUACUAAGCCAUCCUACGGUACAUGUUGAAGUGAAAAGAGAUCCAAAAGUGCAGGUUGCCAGAUUAAAACUUCCCAUAUUAGGGGAGGAGCAGAGAAUUAUGGAGUUGAUUAAUGAAAAUGAAUUUCUUAUUGUCGCUGGUGAAACAGGUAGUGGAAAAACAACACAAGUACCCCAAUUUUUAUAUGAAGCGGGCUACGCUCAGAGUAAGAUGAUAGCGGUGACGGAACCGAGACGAGUGGCGACGGUCGCGAUGGCCGCCAGAGUGGGUCACGAAUUAGGGCUGACUAGCAAAGAAGUGUCGUAUCUGAUGAGGUUUGAGGGAAAUGUCAGUAAGGAGACAAAGAUAAAGUUUAUGACGGAUGGCGUACUCCUAAAAGAGAUUCAAACCGAUUUUCUUCUAAGCAAGUAUUCUAUAAUCAUAAUAGACGAAGCGCACGAGCGUAGUGUAUACACAGACAUACUUCUAGGCUUACUGUCUAGAAUAGUGCCGCUUAGACGUAAAAGAGGUAGUCCUUUGAGACUAAUUAUAAUGUCUGCUACGUUAAGAGUGGAAGACUUUACCGAAAACACUAGACUUUUCAAGGAACCACCACCUGUUAUUCAGAUUGACUCGAGACAGUUUCCAGUGACGGUACAUUUUAAUAAACACACAUACAGUGACUAUUUAAAAGAAGCAUUUAAGAAGACGGUUAAGAUACAUACAAGGUUGCCUGAAGGUGGAAUACUUAUAUUUGUUACGGGGCAGCAGGAGGUGAAUUACCUUGUACGUAAACUAAGGGCGUCGUUCCCUUACCGCAGAGACGUCGACUACACAAAGUUGAUAACUAAGAAGAAUGCGACCGAUGUGGACGCGGCUUUAGAUUCGGAACCUGAUGAUAUUGAGUCUGAUGAUGAUGAGGUUGAAAGAGAAAUGAAGCGGGCACGUAAAGCACGGAGGAAAGCCAAGCAGAAGUCCAAAACGCUGCCCAAAAUAAAUCUGGACGAUUAUGACAUGCCCGAGGAUGACGGUCAGGCGGAUUUGGUUGGAAAUGAUGAUGACAGCGAAGGGCACUUGAGUGAUUCUGACGCAGAAGAAGACACACUAGCGCCAGAGAUAAAGUCGUGUCGCCAGCCUCUGUGGGUGCUGCCUCUGUACUCUAUGCUCGGUUCGGCGAAGCAGGCCAGAGUGUUCGACCCGCCGCCGCCUGGAGCUCGGCUCUGCAUCGUCAGCACUGAUGUCGCAGAGACGUCUCUCACUAUACCUGCUAUCAAAUAUGUUGUUGAUACUGGGAAGAAGAAGAUGCGCGUGUACGACCACAUAACCGGCGCAAGCGCAUGGCGGGUAGUGUGGACGUCGCAGGCGAGCGCGGGGCAGCGCGCGGGGAGGGCGGGGCGCGUGGGCGCGGGCCACGCCUACCGCCUCUACAGCAGCGCCGUGUUCCAGCACGACUGUCCGCCCCACCACCCCCCCGACUUGUGUCGCAGGCCGGUCGACGACCUGGUGUUGAUGAUGAAGUGCAUGGCUAUUGAUAAGGUGGUAAACUUCCCGUUCCCAACAGCGCCGGAUAGAAUGCAGCUGCGUUUGGCAGAAAAGCGAUUGGAGAUACUCGGGAUGCUUGAAAAACACGAACCGAAAAAUGCGUAUGCGAAAAAGAUUGACGAAGAGGUUUUAAAAGUAACUCCACUGGGAAAAGCGGUGUCCGCAUUUCCACUGCUGCCUCGUUAUGGCAAGAUGUUGGCGCUGAGUCAUCAACAAAACCUACUGCCUUACACCAUAGCAUUAGUGGCCGCUCUAACUGUUCCAGAGGUAAUGUCAGGCAAGGCGGACUGUUGGCCCGCCACAGGUCACACGUUGCUGCUGGGCGACCCCGGGGUACUGCUUCGCGCUGUUGGCGCAGCAGAGUUUGCACAUCUCAAAGGAGAAGAGAAUCUCUUCUGUGCUAAAUAUGGCUUGAGAGAGAAGGCCAUAAAAGAAAUCCGUAAAAUACGCAAGCAGCUAACAUCAGAGAUAAAUCUAAGUAUAGCGGGGGUGCAAGCUAAAAUCGACCCUGAGAUGAAGCCGCCCGAUGAUAACCAGGCGAGGUUGCUUCGGCAGUUGGUGCUCAGCGGACUUGGAGACCAAGUUGGCAAAAAGAUUGGAAUGGAUGAAGUUAAGGAAGGCGAAGACAAACGGAAAUACAAAUACGCGUAUCACUGCGGAGAGCUGGAAGAGCCGGUGCAUCUCCACUCGGCGUCUAUAUUACGCAAGGUGAUACCUGAGUGGGUGGUAUUCCAGCAAAUGUACGAGACCGGAGCCGAGGAACGACGGAAGAUGGUAAUGAGCAACGUGACCGCCAUAGAACCCGAAUGGCUGCCUAUUUAUGUACCGCAGAUGUGUAACUUAGGUGACCCACUGACAGACCCCGAACCGAGAUUUGACGAGAAAUCUGGGCGUGUGAAGUGUCAUUUCAAAGGCACCUUCGGAAAGGCCGGCUGGGAACUGCCGCUAGUUGAAAUCGAUUUUCCAGACAAAAUUGAGAGAUACAGGUGGUUCGCGAGAUUUCUGCUAGAGGGCGUUGUGUUCCCUAAACUACGUAAAUAUACUAGUUCUCUGAUGUCCCCUCCGUCUACAAUGGUCAAGUCAUGGGCCAAGUUGCAACCAAGGACCGAGGUGUUACUCAAGGCUUUGAUUGCGAAAAGAGUCGGCACUAGAGACGCUUUGAAGAAAGUUUGGGAAGUGGAGAAGAAUUAUUUACUGCAGGAAUAUCUAAAAUGGCUGCCCGAGUCUGCGCACAAUGAAGUGACGUUAUAUUGGCCGCCUUUGUGAUCUUCUAUUAUGUACAUUUUGUAAAUAAAAUAUAUGUAUUUAAGAAUUCAA
Messenger RNA from Manduca sexta (tobacco hornworm), 3751 nucleotides. It is a transcript of the gene kz, whose product is annotated as probable ATP-dependent RNA helicase kurz. Bases 134 to 3700 code for a protein of 1188 amino acids. The transcript has 19 exons. Gene Ontology annotation, molecular function: RNA binding; ATP binding. The record is from RefSeq and is a predicted model, not a curated record. Lineage: Eukaryota; Metazoa; Arthropoda; Insecta; Lepidoptera; Sphingidae. Gene Ontology annotation, cellular component: nucleolus; intracellular anatomical structure. Gene Ontology annotation, biological process: maturation of SSU-rRNA from tricistronic rRNA transcript (SSU-rRNA, 5.8S rRNA, LSU-rRNA).